Molecule: messenger RNA, 1039 nt
Organism: Ananas comosus (pineapple)
Lineage: Eukaryota; Viridiplantae; Streptophyta; Magnoliopsida; Poales; Bromeliaceae
Exons: 3
Coding region: 96-773 (225 amino acids)
Source: RefSeq, a predicted model, not a curated record
CCCCUGUACCUUUUCCCCGACCCUCCCACUCCUUUACUCGCCUCUCUCGUUCUCUCUGAGUGGACCUCCAACCCCGACCUUCAGCGGGAGAAAAAAUGGCGGAACCCCAAGAGAAGAGCAAGCGAUCCUCCAACGCCGCUCUUGCGGACGAUCUCGACCGUUCGAUCGAGAUCGACGGCCCCUACUACGACACCCUCCCCGCGCUCCUCCGCAGCUUCUUCGACGUGGUCGUCUCCCCCGCGCCGCCGCCGCUCAUCCAGCGGAUCAAGGACGCCACCGCGAAGUGCGCCCCGCGGCUUCGAGAAGCUUCUAGAAACUCCGCGCGAGAUCUUCUGCAAUGGACUAGGCGGGGGAGCGCCCUACGCGCGCUUCUCGUCAUCUCGGUUGGAUCAAUCACACUUGUGGCUUUGACUGGGCUGCUGGUUUUUAUGUUGUUCUUCGUAGCUGCAACAGUGAAUGCUAUAAUCAUCUCACUCCUCGUGUCCUUGGCAGCUGCUGGAGGCUGUUUAGCUCUUUUUUUUGCUUUCUCGACAGCAAUAUACAUCGGAGCAUUGUCAGUUGCAGUCUUUGUUAUUUCCACCACGACCAUCUCAACCAUCAUUGCUGUUCUGGUAGCCACUGGGUGGAUUGGAUUCUUUUGGGUUAUCUGGGUUGCGGCCCGAAAAAGCUUGGACCUGACCAGGCAAUCAGUCAAGAUGACAGGUUCGGCAAUUUCAGCAUAUUCUGCUGCUCGGCAAGCAAGACGUGAUGUGAACUCGAAGUCCGCCGAUUAAAUUUAAUUCCACUCCCUUGGAGACUUUUGCUUGUAUCUCCGGAGUAUGGAGUUAUCUUUGUAAAUUUUGCUUUGCGUAGACCGACUGUACAAAUUUAUUCUCUGUUUUGGUGAAAACAUUCCUUUUUAAGUUGCAUCCUAUGUUUAAUUAUCCUCUUUGGUUUGUUCUCCAUGCUUGCUAUUCCUUGUUAUGUAUAUGGAUUUGUGGAUCGGGAAAUAUAUUAAUAAUAUAUUUAGGCAGCUGAAAGGGAACACCAAAUUUAAUCA